CUGCUGUGGUUCGACCUUCUGCAGUCGGUAAGUGUCUGAAGGGGGGCUAUCUAAGAAUUGUCCGUUGUAAAUCCUUGUUAAUCCUUCUUUAAAACAACACGUAGCACAAUACAAGUGAGGGGUGCAUAUUGUACGGAUUAUUGUGUGCAUUGGGCUGUCAUUAUUUUUACGGUCGUGCGUUUACAAACCUAUUGACCUUAUAUCUGUCUUGUUGCAGAAAGACCCGGGCUUCAAUCAAAUUUGACCGACCAGGAUAAAACAGACUCAAUUGAAAAUGUACGCCUGUGCAAAGUUCGUCUCCACGCCGGCUCUGGUGAGUUAUUUUCCUCAAUAUGGUUAACCAUGUUUAUCUUACAUCUGAAAUCAUAUUCUCCGGUUGUAUUCGGAUGGGCCUGUGUUGAACUUGAAUGGAACUGUCUGGCAAGGGUAUUGGCUAACUAGCCAACGAACUUUAAAUGGCUAACAGUAGCAAGUAAGCUUAGGUUUAUGAUUAUGUAAGUGACAUUAUUUUAGUUUCCUAGCUGUUUGUGCACAUUCGAGACUAGACCCUAAACCGGAGUUAGCUAGCCAGCUUGUUAGCUAUAGCCUAACGUUAGUUAGCUAUGAAUAAGGUCAACAUGACACUUGGCUUGCUUCAGCAUCCCAAGUCUAUCUGUAACGUUAAUUUACCUAGUUAGUGACUUAACUAGCUAGUUAACUCUCCGGCCUGCUUUUUUUUCUUGAGCUGUCGCCUUCCCUUUUUGGGUUUGGAGCUCUCUGCCCAAGGUCAUGUUUUACGUUAUUAGAAACAUUGCAUGUUCAGGUAAAACAUGCAACAUGUCUAACAGGUUGUUUUACUGGUAAGGUAACUGUUUAUGACAUUAGCUUGUGCAAAGUGCACUCAGAAGGUUAGAGGAGUGGUGUUUUAUCCUUGUACUGUUACCAGGUGGUGUUGAGGAAUGACAUGAAUCUUAAAUGCUUUUUGAUGACUAAGCAGCUAUGAUGUUGGAAUGAACAAGUUGUAAUGUGUUGUUGUGGGUAUGCAUGUCUUGGUACAGCUCUAUGAUUUUCCCACAACCUCAAUGACAGUGGCUCGCUACUGUCAAGGUGCCUCCCACAGGCCAUGGUGCACUUGUGCUACCUUUCACAAGGGGAACCAUAACACUUAGGCGUCUACUUGUCUUGAACUUUUUCUGUAUUUCCUUCAAGAUCUCCCAAUAAAUAUAUAUAUUUUUAUUUUUUUCACUCAGUUAUGUCCUUGUCCCUGCUGCAGGUCCGUGCUGGUUCCCGGGCCCUUUACAGACCCCUGUCUGCCUGUAUGAUGUCCAGGCCCGAGGUCAACACAGAGGUGAGGAAAGACUGUCUUCUUGCAGUACAGUAGGCUUUAUACUCUUCACUGUUGAAUAUAACUCAAGGUUUUCUGUCCCGCUAAUGGUCAUUGAUGUAGGAGUGCUUUUCCCAUCACUAAGAAGAGGCACGUUUUUUUGUUUUUCAGAACAAUGUAGCCGUCAUGCCACAGAGCCCCUUCACCCAAGUAGCACUGAGAGGCUUCCAGACCAGUGCUGUGAGCAGGGACAUUGACACAGCCGCCAAGUUCAUUGGCGCUGGAGCAGCCACAGUCGGAGUGGCUGGAUCCGGUGCUGGAAUUGGAACAGUGUUUGGAAGUCUCAUUAUUGGAUAUGCCAGGUAAGUACACUUCUACAAAAUAGAUGACUAGAUGUGUGCUUGUCAAUGUCAGCUUUCAGAAAAACUAUGAUUCAAAGCUGACUUUUUACAUAGAAAUGGUUUUGUGUUGUUUUGCAGGAACCCAUCUCUGAAGCAGCAGCUGUUCUCCUACGCUAUCCUGGGAUUCGCCCUGUCUGAAGCCAUGGGUCUAUUCUGUUUGAUGGUUGCUUUCUUAAUCUUGUUUGCUAUGUAACACAUCUACUGUCCAUAGAAACACUAAUUACAGAUGUGACUACAUAUUUUAUUGUGGCUACCAAAAAACGUUCCGUGUUGGUGUCAUGGAAAUGUAUAUUUUCAAGUCUGUCAGACAGUCAAAAUAACCAAAAACAUGUUUUGUAAAAAUGUAAGAAAUUACAUAAUUAAAAUGCAUGUAUUUGACUAUUUACAAUAUGGCAGUACGUUUUCUGUUUCGGAAUCAUGUUUCACCACAAUCAAGAAGACGACUAGCUUCUGUUGAAUGUCACCAUGGGAUUAUACAAAGGAACUGCUUAACUUACUGUAAAUCAGUCUGCUGCAUUUGCCAUUUUUCCAAUGCAUCAUAUGUUCACUUCUGUGGGUCCACAUUGACGCUUUCGUUGGUUCAAGUGCAGUUCUAUAGAAGUAUGUAAGUAGGCAGCAAGUGAGCGCUUGCUUUUGUAAAUGGCAUUAAAUAAAUCUAGACAAAUUUGAUGGUGCUAAAUAGUGGUCACUGGUCCAGUUUAUUUGGGAUGCUCUCUGAAUGAAGGUGCGUAGUCUGUCAAAAAGCCUGCAGGUCUUGAAAUGAUUCACUUGACAAUUGUACAUUAGUGUUGGGUCCACGCUAAGCUUGCAUAAUGUUGGCUUAUCCCUUAGUGACAUAUUCUAGAGCUUUAAGACACUUAAGAACACCAGAUCCAAUACAUUGCCAAAUCAGAUGAGUCCCAGAAGAAAUGGAUCCAUAGUGCAACGAUUUCAAAAGAAAAUUCCAACAUUCUCAUACAAAUGCCAUAAUAGAUCACAGCAUUUGUAAAAGGAAUAUGUGUGUAGUUCCUGGAGAUGGGUCACCCUUCAUACCCAGGCUCCUAGUCGUCACAU
Messenger RNA from Coregonus sp. 'balchen', 2757 nucleotides. The record is from the annotation of a GenBank genome assembly. Lineage: Eukaryota; Metazoa; Chordata; Actinopteri; Salmoniformes; Salmonidae.